GCAAUGUUUGUGUUGGUGGCAUUACAAGCAUGUGUUUGCUGUGUUCUGUAACUACAAAACAGUUACCUAUAUAUAUUAUGUGGUCUGUCAAUGUGAUGCUAAAUGUAAUGUUACAUUUUACAGCCAAGUGGGAUUAGCUAAAGGGAAAGAGUCAAACUGAUCAAAAUGGAUUUUUUCUUUGAGGACCUACCAACCACCUCACAGUCCACUCCCAACAGCGAUCAUGGAGAGUCACAAUCGACAGAAGACAUAGACUAUGACUCAUCAAGAGGGAAGUCAUCAAGCUUGAGUUUGAGCAUGACUAAGAUUCAAGAGCAGCAAACCAGCUCAAGCAUCGAUGAAAUCAGCAGGAGAGUGCAGGAUCUGGUUGAAAAGGUCAAUGACAGCCGCACUAGUGACCAGAAAGUGAUGGACGGCUUUCAGGAUAAGCUUGUGGAGAAGGUGUCCGAGAUGUGCCAGCAGAUGAAGGAGCACAUGUACACAGUCUACGAAAAGAACAGUAAUGACAUGCAGGUGAAGCUGCAGGAGGUGUCAGAGGUGCUGGAGAGCUGCACUAAGCUCAACCAGGAGCUCCUGGAGGCCAGCCAGGCACUGACAGGUCUGAGAGAGGCCCUGGCCAUAAGCCAGUCCUCAGAACCCUUAUAA
Molecule: messenger RNA, 645 nt
Organism: Micropterus salmoides (largemouth bass)
Lineage: Eukaryota; Metazoa; Chordata; Actinopteri; Centrarchiformes; Centrarchidae
Gene: syce2
Product: synaptonemal complex central element protein 2
Exons: 5
Coding region: 166-645 (159 amino acids)
Biological process (GO): synaptonemal complex assembly
Cellular component (GO): central element
Source: RefSeq, a predicted model, not a curated record